AUGGCCCAUUUCUCUUCUGGGCAUAAGAAGCCGACCGAUAUGGAGAGCGCAAGGGAUAAUCUCAUAAAACAAUAUGAUGGCAAACCUCACCGAUCAUCUGGAAUGCGGUUCCAGCGGCCUUCUGCUGCCAACUUGAAAACGAUUGAGAAUCGCAUGCUGGAAUUGGAGGAUGCUCGCGGGUACGGCAAGAAAAAGUAUCUGAAUCCUGAUGGAGAUGACGAUCACGAAAAAUAUAUGGACCUAGAUACAUACUACAGCACAACCAAAGGGUAUCCACGUCGACUUGUUGUGCAGGCGAUUCCAGAAAUCUAUCAUGAUAGGUCUGAUCCUCGCCAUCGUCCCUGGGGGCGACGCCGCCUUCGUGGGAGAGUCCCAUUCGUCAUCACCUUGGCCGAACUAUGCCUAAACCCAUUUGGUUUCCAUCGCUUUGAUAGUGUUCGAGACGACGAACAUGAAGGGGAUGACAUAGCUCAAAAGCAAGGAAACUUGGUGCUGAGAAUCAUCCAACAAAUCCUGCACUGGACCACAUCGAUUCUGCUUACCUUGACACUAUCUUGGAUUAUUCCCUUUGUUCUCUCUUUCGAAAUUUGUACUGCCCCGUGGGAUGAGGACAGCUCAACUGAACGCUACGACAAGUACCAGAAUGUUUACUGGCACUGGCCGAAACACGCAAUCAAUGUGCUGGACCAGUCCCCCGAUAAUGAUAGACAACAGUCAAAUAUUGCCGGUCUUACUAUUCCUCGCCGCUUGGUGGUGAAAGACCAAACUACCAAUCAGUGGACACCGAGGAAGACCAAGGACAUUCGCGAUAAAAAGACGCACAUGCUGCAACCCUACAUUUUCCUGAGUUUUUCGCGGGCCAAUUAUAUUCACAAAUCAGAUGAAGAAUUACGAGAGAUGUUCUAUAAAGUGGCCGAACGCAUGCUCCAGCACGAGAACCUUCAUAGAGACCCGCAGGACCCUCCGCUAGAAGCAUUCUGGGUGGACCUCGACUGUGUCUCGAGAGAUGAGAGUAUACCGGCUGGGCAUGUCCAAUCGAAACGCACUCGAGAUGUCCACACGAUCAGCGAUGCAGUACGCUGUGCGAAGCGUGUAUACAUAGUCCUCCCUACUGAAAGUGGACGUGACAAAAAGAUAUGGGGAGAACGGAUAUGGACAUUUCCGGAAGUACUCCUCGCUGCGAACAAACUCCGAUACUGCUUCACCCAUUCUUCUUCUGUGGCUUCGUUCACAUCGCAUGAAUUCACGUUGAAUGACAUGUACGAUAGCUUCUGGUCUGAGCCGGAGCUCUCCAGCUCCGGUUUGGAUGGUGACCGACAAUUGAAACACGAAAAUCCCAUAGGCCACCUCAUCAAGCAUUAUACCAACAGUGUUCAGCUAAGUGAACUGCAAUUGUUCGCUUUUGCUGUUCAAGCGAUGGCGAAACAAACAACUGGCAUCAACAUCAGGGGUUACACGACUAAAGAUAUGGCCUACGCUGCGAUGGGGCUUUUUUCAUAUCGACUUACCCCCAAUGAUUCCGAUAAUGUCUUCCAGGCUAUUGCACGACUAUCCCUCGUGAACGAUAGCAAUCAACUGCUUGAGCGUCUCCUCUGUCUGUCACCGAACCCAAAAAAUUCCCCAGUGGAGACACUGCCUGGAUCGGGUCCAGUUGGCAGUGAGACGAUUCUUCACAACAUCGCGGAACAAGAUCAAUAUGGCUCUCAUCUCUGGGAUAUCAAACCACUCUGUGAUGUGGUUGGUGUUGGCGACGAUUUAUACGAGCCCACGGUCAUCGUAGAUCGCUGCCGGGGCAUCCCCAUCCGAUGGAAGGACUUCCCGAGAGUGAAAUAUACCAAAGACCUCAGUGGAUUUAGUGGUACCGUCUCAAAGGCAAUAGUGUACCGUGGCAAAGUGUUUAUAGCGAGUGGCUUUGCUCUAUUCUCGUCCGCUAUCGCGCUUUCGCUUUCACUUAUUGAUUUCAGAGGGAACGAAACUCAAUCGACAAGUGACGUUUUAUACGUUGUCAAGACCAGAAUUAUUCCUCAGUACCUGAUAGCUAUUGCUCUGUACUUCGCAGUCGCAUUUAUCAUCUCCUGGUUCAGUCCUUGGGCGGUACGAAAGCUCUGUAGCGAUAGCGUCGAGGGAUGCUCCAGCCAUCUUGUUGGAUUCGAAGGCACAAUGCCAUUGCAUGACCUUGAGAAAAUCAUCUACGGUAAUUUCAAUGAUCGCCUAUCAUAUACGGCCUCAUCCACUGUCUUCUCCAAGGGACUCCGCGACCAUAAUCUUCGACUGAGCAAUGAUCCUCAUGAUCAGAACCAUUGGGAGAAUGAGUUUAAACGACUGGGUCUUCCCAGCACGCACCGUAUCUUCACUCUCGUGGACACGGGCAAUAUGACUGUGUCUGUGAUUUCUGCGGAGCGACCACCCGUCGUGGCCUUGAUGUGCGGACGGGAAGGCGGCAUGCUCCGGGUAUUGCUGUGCAGCUGGCGCUUUGAAAAGAACUGUCUGUAUCGUGAGGGUGUUAUUCGCAUGCGCAGCUCGAUUGAAGAUCAGGCUACACAAAAUGACUGGUUGAAGAUCAGCUUGGCGAGCCAGGGCGAUGUCAACCGUACUCGGGUGAGCCACCUCGAGGCAGAAGCCAAAAAGAAGCAGUCUCAAUCUCCUACUUAUAACCCUUUCCCCCCCCAUCCGCCGAAAGAGUGA
Molecule: messenger RNA, 2685 nt
Organism: Penicillium griseofulvum
Lineage: Eukaryota; Fungi; Ascomycota; Eurotiomycetes; Eurotiales; Aspergillaceae
Exons: 1
Coding region: 1-2685 (894 amino acids)
Source: RefSeq, a predicted model, not a curated record